Molecule: messenger RNA, 6240 nt
Organism: Mizuhopecten yessoensis (Yesso scallop)
Lineage: Eukaryota; Metazoa; Mollusca; Bivalvia; Pectinida; Pectinidae
Product: poly [ADP-ribose] polymerase 6-like
Exons: 21
Coding region: 116-2434 (772 amino acids)
Biological process (GO): endoplasmic reticulum unfolded protein response
Cellular component (GO): nuclear envelope; membrane; intracellular anatomical structure
Molecular function (GO): kinase binding; NAD+ poly-ADP-ribosyltransferase activity; protein serine/threonine kinase activator activity
Source: RefSeq, a predicted model, not a curated record
AGAGGUUAUUACAGGAAGUAAAUAAACAGAGGCCUUGCACAACAUGAGUAAAACAUCAUUCCAACGUGAAAAUCCGGCAAAGGCAGAUCUCUAAAACCUUGCGUUAGCUACAAAGAUGUCUUCAAGACAGAAGAAAUUCGAAGGUGACAUCAAAACUGCAAUUCAACUGAUUGAAGAAGAACAUUGGCCAGUUCACAAUUUUGAAACAGCAGGAACAUCCCUCACAUUCACGCUGAAUAAGAAUGAUGAUUUGCGUGAAUUUUCCAUUGUAACAUCAGAUGAAUACCCAGAAAACACAUUAGUCUACAGAGAUGGUGAUUUUAACAAUCCUGUUAUUAGUAAUGAUGCUAUACCUACUAUUAUUUCUACUUGUGUCAAAAAUGAUGGCACAGCGCAUAGUACACUUCAGACCACGUUGGUUCAGCGCACCAUCAGUAUGGAAUCAGAGGCAUCAAAUUACGAGGACGCCAAUUCCAACCUUGGGGACUCUGAUAACGACAACCAGGACGAGGAUAUGGAUGAUUAUUACAAUGACGAGGAAAUGUCGUUGGAGGUCGGCAUUAAUCCAGUAUUAGACACUGACAUGGAGAAGCUGAUCAAUAUCCACGGGGAAGAUGUGCUGAGUUACAGGUUAUUGGAUUCCAUUGAUGAAAUUGACGUAGAACUAAACAUUAAGUUAGCAGGAUUUAUAGCGAAAGAGAUAGCUGAGGCCUGGAGACUGAACAGUGAAGAGCCGUUAGUUGUCCGAAUACACCUAUCGUUGACAUCAUACCUGGACACCCCAAACCCACCCAAAGUAGAAGCUUUCCAGCCAUCAAAGAAAGAGAAGUGUGGAGUGGGAAGCCAGAUGAGGAAAAUCCUAGAAUCUUUUCUGUCGGAGAAUUGGCCAAAAACCAGUAAUGACCAGUUACAAGCCGUUCACAACUUUCAGGAGAGGACGAUGGCCAUGUCCUCAAUGGAGACAUCCCAAUCCAGCACUACUCUGUCCUCCGCCCCCAUCACAGUCGACGACAAAGACCUGGCCAGUAUCAUGGAGAUGGGAUUCUCCGCUGAGCAGGCGAGGAAUGCUCUCAUACUGAACCGGGGAGACAUCCUUAAAGCUACAAAUGAUUUGUUUAUUAAUUCUGAAGUGCGACAAAAAGGACUUACAGUCCCUGAUAAUGCAGGCAAAGGGCCUCCUGUUAAAGGUACUAUGCGACAGGCGUCACAUCCACCCAUCCUAAAAAAAAUAAAGCGUGGUUUUGGACGACAAACAAGUUCUGUGGCAACAGCAUCUGCCCCUAAGGAGGGAGCUUCUCAAGAUCAAAGUUCAUCUGAUCUGACCUUGGUUCCUUCAUCCACAUGGCUUGGGAAGAAUGCUAAACGGGUUCCUAGUCUGGAGCAUGGAUUCCUAGUACAGCUGUUCCAGUAUAUUCGUCAGAGGAUUCCCACACUAAAUGAAUACUGCGUUGUCUGUGAUGAAGCACAUGUCUUUCAGAAUGGUGCCAUGUUAAAGCCAGCUGUAUGCUCACGGGAACUAUGUGUAUUUGCCUUCCAAACCCUGGGGGUGAUGAGUGACGCAGCAGAAGACAUAGCUACUGGUGCUGAGGUUGUAGACUUGCUGAUUGCCAUGACGAGAGCUGCUUGUGCUUCCACUAGAAAGGCUGUGAUCUUUGAUCCCUAUCCAACGAUUGUGGAUCCUAAAAACAAUAGCGAACUGGCUUUUAAUCCCAAGAGUAAAGAUUACGCCAAAGUAGAAAGUGCCCUAGAUAGUAUUAUUUCUAUGCAAGAAAUGACCAGACUUGGAGCUGCCAAUAUGAAGAAAAAACUAGAAGAAAAUAACAUAUAUUCCUACCCCCUACUACAGUGGAUGAUCACAAGUAACAGAUCACAUAUUGUGAAAUUACCUGCUGACAAGCAAAUGUCUUUCAUGAGAACACCUCACCAGUUUCUCUUACUUAGUAGUCCCCCUGCCAAGGAGGCAGUGUUUAGAGAGUGCAAGCAGCAACAUGGCAGUACCUUUGCAUUCCAUGGUUCAGGUAUAGAAAACUGGCAUUGCAUUAUACGCGAGGGACUAAUCGUAGCGUCGGGGACGACGAAGCAGGUAAACGGGGCAGCUUAUGGCAAGGGAGUCUAUCUGAGUCCUAGUGCCAGUGUCUCCUUCGGUUAUUCAAGGAUGGGAUAUGGAGGUCACAAGGUCAAAUCUGAUAAAUCACAGAGUAAGUCACGAUUCUUGUCCAGCAAUAACAUCACCUGCAUAGCACUGUGUGAAGUGAUCACCGCACCAAAUCUGAAGAAAUCAGGAAAUAUUUGGGUGUCUCCCUCAAGUGACCAUGUUUGCACACGAUUUUUCUUUGUGUAUGAGGACGGACAGGUGGGAGACUCCGACAUCAACACGCAAGAUGAUAAAUACAGAAAGGAAAUCAACAAAGCUGUGGGUUACCGUACAUGUUAGGUAGUUUUGUGCAUUGAUGGUGUUCCUGAGGAAAUCAACUGUAUGUGAUUGACUGUAGCAAGACUAUUAACAUUUUACGUGAUCAUACCGAAGAUGGAUUCUGGUCAGUCUAUCUCUAAAGCAAGCUAAAUAAUACUACUUCUAUUACCAUGUGAGGAAUACAAUGGAGCUUUGAUAAUCGAAUCAUCAUCAUGUUCAUUAUUUAAGUAAUCCAUUCACAAUAAUUACAGAAAUAAUCCAGUCACCUUCAUUACUGAAAUAACCCAGUCACUUUCAGUAAUUAAAUAAUCCAGUCACUUUUACUACUAAAAUAAUCCAGUCACCUUAAUAACUGAAAUAAUCCAGUCAACUUUGCAACUUGAGGAAUCAAUCACUUUCAUUACCUAGAAAAUCCAGCCCCAUUUAUGAACUGUUAUAAUCCAGCCACCUUUUUUACCAAGAUAGUCCAGCCAUCUUCUUUACCAAGCAAAUCCAGUUACCUCCUUUCCAAAAUAUAAUCCAGUUACCUCCUUUCCAAAAUAUAAUCCAGUUACCUCCUCUACUUAAAUAAUCCAGCCAUCUUUAUUGCUAAAUUGUACAUUCAUCCUUAGACUGUACAUAAUCCAGCCAUCUUUAUUGCUAAAUCAUACAUUCAUUCUCAGACUGUAAGUAAUUCAGCCAUCUUUAUUGCUAAAUCAUACAUUCAUUCUCAGACUGUAUGUAAUCCAGCCAUCUUUAUUGCUAAAUCAAUCCUUCAGCCGCCAUCUGUAGAUAAUCCAGCCCUCUACAUUGCCAGUUGAUAAUCAUGCCACCUUUGUACCCAGUGCGUUAUCUAGCCAACAUCAUUCCAAGUAGAUAAUUCUUCCAUUUUGUUCCCGGUAGAUUAAUAUCCAGCCAUCUUCAUUCUCAGUAGAUAAUCCAGCCACCUUCACUUUCAGUGCAGGUAGAUAAUCCAUGCAAACUAACUUUUUUAAAGCAAAAUUAAGAUGGCUGGAUUAAUUAUACUGUUACAAAGUUAAAAAGAUAAAAAGGCAAAUCAGUUCCCUAAAACACUGGCUUGAUAGUGGGACAAUUGGAUUACAGGUUGUAGGAUUAAGAGGCUUGAUUAAUAGUUUUGCAAUUACCUUAUAUAAUACCCUGGUUGUUGGAACAAUCAUUUAGGAUAAACACAUAACAGUUAUGCAUAUGACCACAGUAGUUUUGCAGGCAUUUGUUUGUUUGUUUGUUUUUUGUGUGGGUUCAACAUUAUAGAAACAUAUUUCACUGUUUAAACAAUUGCUCUAGUCUUAAUAAUGAAUUCAAUCUACUGUAUAUAACAAAUUCUAAGGUAUUUCUUGAUUCAUAAGGCAUGUGUGAAUACAUCAUGUAACUGAUUUUGCUGUGGUCUUACUUGUAUCGACCCUUUUUGAUUACAUUAACUCUUUGAUCAAUGAUCAGGAAAUGUUUGAAUAAACAAGUGGAGGUUUCAAAAACUUAAACUUUAUGAAAAAUAUUAAAGUGAUGAAAGUUGAUUCACACUUUUGUAAAAUCUCAAUACAUGAGUUGUCUGCUGUCUGCACACAUGACUGACAUAUACAAUCUGUUCUACAUAAUAAGGUUUCAUUUUACUCACAGAAUUAGAUGUAGACAGGUUUACACACAUGGCAGUGCCGUGUUUUUUCUUUUGACAAAAUAUUUUCAUGCUAUCAUGAACAAUGCUAUGUAGAAACAUAGUACAUGGCAGUACUAUGUUUUUUUUCUUCAAAAUUUCCCAUUUUUUUGGCAUUUUUAUUUGUGAAAUAUUAGGUUUUGCGGUGAAGAAAAAAGGUGAUGUUUUUUCUUUUCUGAACAAACAAUCUUUUCGUUAAUUUCAUACUAUAUGGACCAGGAAUUAGUCAUAUUCCACUUGUAGGUUGAAUAUUUCUAAUAUUUUGUUCACUCCUGUUAUGAAUUUCCAAACAAAAUAUCAAAAUAACAGUUCAUGUUCAAUCCACAUGUGAAAUAUAACUGUUAUAAAGAAACCAAGAAUAUCCUUUACAUCUUGUUAUCAGUACCUAGCUAUUUUCAUGAUAGUACCUUUCUAUUUUAAUUUCAAGCUGUACCAUGUCAUUUUGUGAAAUAACCAUGUUUUUUAUUCGAAACAAUACAAUGUUAUUUUCACGGGCAUACCUUGAUAUGAUAUGUUAACAAAUAUCAUGAUAUCAUUUAUGGCAGUGCAAUGUUAUUUUAACAGUAGUGUUAAUUUCACAGCUGUGUAUUUUUUUUCGUGAUUAAGUGAAUCACUGAUUCAACAUGACAAGAUUUAAAAACUUGUCAAGUAAUGCUUUAGAAUAGGCAAUACUAAAACUGUAUUUUCGACGGUGAAUACAUUUAUUUCUGCACCAUAAAUACAAAAAUAACAAUGCAAAAUCAGGAGUAUUCACUUGCAUUAUAAUGCAAAAAAAGUUAUUAGUGAAAAUGAAAAUUAAGGUCUUAAGAAUCUCUUCGACUGGUAAUAACAAGCCUUUAUCAUAGUACCAAGUACUAACAGAAAAAUCAGCUUUACCUUAAUUGAAGUAGAGACCAUAACAAAGUUGUUUUAGUUAUUUUUGUGAUCAGGUAUAACCAAGUUUUGAUAUCAUUGAAGUUUUAAGUAAUUUUUACCAAACUGUAAACAUACUUAUGUACACAUACUGUGCUGAAAGUCGAAUCAUGCAUUGUGUUUUGAUUUUAGUUCUAAUUAUGAACGUGUGUGAAACACACUUCGACACUGUUGAAUAUUGGUCAAAUAUUAAAUGCAAAUUCCCCAAUUAUGUAAGGGGAGUUUAUAAAGAUUAUGUGAGGUUGCCAUUUGAUAAUAGUGCAUGACUUGUAUAAAGUUAUUUCUUUGAGUUAAGAGGGUAUUGAAUCAUUUUGUUUGAUGUGUUCAGGUCGAAUUUUUAGAGUUUAGACAGAGGAACAACAUGACCAGCUGGUUAUCUAUUUCCGUCAGAAAAGAUAUCAGACUCAUCACAGGGUUGGAGUUUUACCUCAAUAGUAAAUUAUGUACUGUAGUGCAAAUGAAUUUUUAUAAUUGGAAGUUUCAACGACAUUUUCAUAUAUAUAUAUAAUUUGCUUAUCUUUGCCAUUUCCAGACGGGUCAGGGUUAAGUAAGUUUGUAUUGUUAGUUGAAUUCUUUGAUAUCUGAGAUUUCACUCAUACAUUUAUAAUUAGUUAUAAUUGUAAAAUGAAACAAUAGUUGAAACGUUUUUGUGGGUUUUAUGUUCACAAACUAUCUAACUCAUACAAAGUUUCACAAUCUAUUAUUUGACUAUAAUAAACUUCAUUCUGUAAAAUCAUUCAUAUUUUGGAUGUUUCUGUACCAAUAUAUCUAUAUAAGUGGUUACACUACAACUACCAAUACUGUGGAAGUUUCUUCUUAUACAGUAUGUACAUUUUAUGUUGAUAAAAUGCAAAGCUUUUUUGUGUGCAUGCUUAGGUAAUACAUGCAAGGUCAUGCGAGAUUGAUAAAAAAAUGAAAUAUUAUUUAGGGACACUUGUUUGAUUAAACAAGAUAUUGACAUAAUUUGCCAUGACUAACAAAAAAAAAAAGAGAUUUACCAUUUUGUUUUGUUUUAUCUGACAUCUUUUAAGAUAUGUAAUUAUAUAAUAUGUAUAUGCAUAUAUAAUAUCAUCUACAAAUAAUGUUAUGAAUGGUUUGAUACCAGAGCACAGUGUGAUAUAAUGUGUUUUUAUGUGAGUGAACAUGUAAUUAAAUACAAUAAUGAACAUUUAUUUUGACUCGUGGAAUGAGUCAUUUGAUGUUACAGAAAUGUGGGUAAUUGUGAAUACACUUGAUUUUGUUAUUAAAGAUGAAUGAUGAAUAUUAG